Molecule: messenger RNA, 1821 nt
Organism: Cercopithifilaria johnstoni
Lineage: Eukaryota; Metazoa; Nematoda; Chromadorea; Rhabditida; Onchocercidae
Source: the annotation of a GenBank genome assembly
AUGUCGGAUCUGUUGAGUGGCAUUGCGAGUUUUACAAAAAUAGUAGCCGAUUCGUUCAACACAUAUGAAAUCAGGAAACUUGGUAACAAAGUGCAGGGAAUGGUAAUGAACUAUACAGAAGCAGAAAGUAAGGUCCGAGAAGCAACGAACGAAGACCCAUGGGGACCGACAGGACCUCAAAUGGCUGAAAUCGCGCAUAUGACAUAUCAGUAUGAUGCAUUUCCCGAAGUGAUGAGCAUGCUCUGGAAACGGAUGCUACAAGACAAUAAAAAUGCUUGGAGACGAGUAUAUAAGUCAUUGACACUUUUGCACUACUUGUUAAAAAAUGGCAGUGAACGAGUAGUGAGCAACGCGCGUGAUCAUCUGUUCGAGAUGCGUACGCUGGAGUCUUACAAAUUUACUGAUGAAAAGGGAAAGGAUCAGGGACUUAAUGUACGACAUCGGGUUAGCGUUUUGUUUGAAUUGAUUCAAGAUGAUGAACAAUUAAAGGCAGAGCGAAAAAGAGCAAAAUUAGAAGGCAAGGAAAAAUACAAGGGCUAUUCAAAAGACGAUAUGCGUUUGGGUGGACAAACUACCUUCAGUAGUAACAAUACAGGAAAUUCUGGUAACUGGAGAAAUAGCAGUAAUUUUUCGAAGAGGCGAAAUUCAUGCGAUGAAGAUGGAAGAGAUUGUUAUCGUCAUCGUGAAGUAAACUCUUUCCAGUUCCCAGAUGAAGAGAUUAGCCACGGUGGGGGUGAUAGUCCAGAACUCGGCAUACGAGAGCACACACCAGAACCGUUUGGCCAAGAAAUUGAAGAUGAUGAAGAAUUCGGUGAUUUUGCCCUGGCUCGUAAUCUUCAGUCUCAGUUUCAAAAAGUUCCUACACCGUCGUUAGUAACAACACAGUCACAACCCAUUCAUAAGUCCUAUCAACUACAUAUCAUCGAUGUUCCGACUCCUGCUGUCGUACCUCCUCCUCCUCCUCCUCCUCCUCCACCACCUCCUCCUGCUGGUUCGAGUGUAAUAGCUACUACGACAGUAAAACAUUCCGAUAGUGGCAUUUCUCUACAAAAUAAACCACUCAACGAUCUGCUUGGAUUAGAUGAAUUCAGUGGUAAUGGAAAUGCGAAUAAUUCCGUAACUUCAUUUUUCAAUGAUAGUUCGAAAACAUCCACUUUGCAGCCUUCCUCGUUCAUGAAAGCUGUAAACCAGUUGGCUAGUGAUCAACAAUCCACUUCGCCAUUACGCUUUGGCAGUUUAUCUCCUGAAUCAGUAUCAGAUGCUGUACUUCCAAAUCCAGAUCAACAACAUGUAUCUGCCGCUGCACCAUCUGUUUCAUUUUCAGAUUACGUUGCUUUAUCCCCAGCUGCAGUACCUUCACAGGCAGCAUUUUCAUUUCCAUUGGGUGGCAGUGCUACCCUUUUUUCAGGUUGGGGUGACAUGUCUACAAAUCAUGUACCUUCUGCUGAUACUACUAUGCAAUCAUCGCGUCACAGUACCGUUCUUUUGACUACAGCAACUCCAUUAAUGCCAGUGCCUACGUACUCCGUUUCCGUUAUUCCGUCACAUGUAAAUGUACCAUCUCCACAAAUUGACCAGGUUUCGAAAUCAACUGUGAAAAUUCCAUCGACGUGGGCAGAUGCAUCAAACAAAGUGAAUAUUGAUUUGGAUGAUCUGGGUAUGAAAAAGAAACCGCAGAAGCAUUCUGUACCGAUGAACCAAAUGACUCCUAUAAUGUCUAUACCAGCAACAGACAGAAACAUACUGGCGAAGUCGAUUGUUUUCACCGAUGCACCUCAGCAGCGACUGUCUUCGGAUGACAUGUUAGAUUUACUAAGAUGA